Molecule: messenger RNA, 1665 nt
Organism: Siniperca chuatsi (mandarin fish)
Lineage: Eukaryota; Metazoa; Chordata; Actinopteri; Centrarchiformes; Sinipercidae
Product: tetranectin-like
Exons: 3
Coding region: 345-947 (200 amino acids)
Source: RefSeq, a predicted model, not a curated record
CUGUAACUAAGUUAUUUAGGCAUUUAUGCAACAGAUGAGUCAGUGUGUAUUUAUUUCUUUUUCAUAUACUUGGACAGAAGCUGCACAGGGUUAUGUCAUAACUGCUUCACACUGUCUGGCCCUUUCUGCCAGUCUCCACCUGCUUUCCAGGCCUGACUGGUUAGUACAUGGCCCUCCAUCAUUCAAGGCUCCUGAGGUCAGAUUGUUAUUUCUGCAAAUGGCAGUUUUGGACUUCGGUAUUUUUUUUCCCUGUUGAGAGAGAGAGAGAGAGAGAGAGAGAGUGAGAGAGAGAUAUAUAAAUUGCAGCAUCCACGUUGGAGCAGCCUCAUUCAACUGGUCUAACCAUGGAGUUCAAAGGAGUGUGUGUGCUGCUGGGAGUACUACUACUGGUGAACUGCUCGUUUCAGCAGACUCCACCAAAGAAGAAGCAAGUGAAAAAAGAUACAACAAAGGAUGCUGCCAUUGAGGCGCUACAGAAACAGAUCAACGACAUCGUGCAAGAGCUCAACCUACUGAAGGAACAACAAGCCCUGCAGACAGUCUGUUUGAAAGGCAUAAAGAUCCAUGGCAAAUGUCUCUUGGCUGACCCUGUGAGAAAAAGCUAUCAUACUGCCAGUGAAGACUGUAACUCCCUGGGCGGUGUCCUCGGUACGCCCACAUCCAGCGAUGAGAAUGACCAGCUCAGAGAUUACAUCCGCCAGAGCAUCGGCCCAGAUGAGCAGAUCUGGCUGGGCAUCAACGACAUGACGACUGAGGGCACCUGGGUGGACCAGACCGGCUUCAGCCUUAUAUACAAAAACUGGGACACGUCCAACAACCGAUCCCCUCAGCCGGACGGUGGCCAGUUACAUAACUGCGCCGUCCUGUCCGGGGCCGCCCGUGGGAAGUGGUUUGAUGAGAACUGUCGUGAGGAGAAGCCCUCCGUCUGCCAGUUCAACAUUGUUUGAUCACCUUUAUCUCAUCAUAGACUGCGCAUGGUUAUAGCUGCUUUCACUGUGUGCUCUUGCUGCAAUGCCACUCUGCCUGCUAUUCUAAAAGGAGUUUUAAACCAGUGGUUCUCAGCUGGUUUUGCAUCGGGACUAAAUUCUGAUCUAGGAGUCAGUCAGUUUGCAUGGGACAGCGAUAUUUGUUAUUUUUGACUAAAGUGAUCUGGUGAUAUGUCAUUUGCAGCAUUCCUUGUGGUCACAAUACAACCAGGAAGAACAGUUCAAUCUAUAAUAAGUGAGAGAUUGUAGGACAUCAUCUCCAAAGGAAUCCAUGAUUUCUGCCUUCUCUUUAAAAACAAAAACAAGAUAAUUUUUCCAAUAAUUUCAAAACAUAGCUUUAUAUCGGAUGUUCAAAAGGUGUGUGUAGUUGCUGGCACCUUUCACAAAUGUAAAAACUGGGUGUAACUUUCCAUUAUUUCCACACAUCCACACCUCAAUUACAGCAGCUCCAUGACUCACUGGUUGAGAACCACUGGUUUAAACUCAGGCAUCCCUUUACAACUAGCCUACUGUAUUUUAAUGACAAGACUCACAUGGAGCCAGAAUUAUAAGUGAUAUUGCAUUAACAGAAAAAAAUAACUACAUUCUUUCAAGAGAUUAUUUCAGUUUGCUGGUCUUGUAGUCUCCUAUAACGUCUAGCCAGAUGUAACCUGAAAAAUCAAUAAACUAUGAAAACCCA